Rhagoletis zephyria (snowberry fruit fly) is the source of this 3814-nucleotide messenger RNA. Its product is annotated as inositol-trisphosphate 3-kinase A-like. Gene Ontology annotation, molecular function: inositol hexakisphosphate kinase activity. The record is from RefSeq and is a predicted model, not a curated record. Gene Ontology annotation, cellular component: nucleus; cytoplasm. Gene Ontology annotation, biological process: inositol phosphate biosynthetic process; phosphatidylinositol phosphate biosynthetic process. NCBI's taxonomy places the organism in Eukaryota, Metazoa, Arthropoda, Insecta, Diptera, Tephritidae.
GCUGAAAAUGUAUUAUUUUAACGCUAUUAUCACCGCCGCUCGCUUGCUCUGCUAUUUUUGACGCUGCGCGCCCGCACCUUUAUACCAAUCGGCCGCGCAACGCCGACAACGCAGCUCCACUUUGGUUCGCUCAGCGUCGCAUCGCUCCGCGCUGAAGUCAUGCGCUUCCACAAUGACUCGACGCUCCACUCAGCUUCAAUUAAUUCAGUUUUGUCGUAGUGGAACGCUCGCGUUGUCGUCAGUUGUAUUUCUACCAGCAAGGCAUUCGUGUGGCUAAAAUCAGCGCCUGACGACGCCCAUUCGACGGCGGCUCAACCGUGUUUUUAGUCUUCACACUUUCCUUAGUUUCGUCUGGCUAGUUUGCUGUGCCGCGGAUCGUGCAAGCAUUUGCAAAUACGAAAUCGAACGUAUACUUUUUGACAUUUCGGCAAUUGUCUGUCCGUCAAUGCCAAGGCGGGCGCAGAAGAGUUGACCGAAUUUCGUAUUCGUUUUCGCCUUCGCUAUAUUCUGAUGCCGUUUCUGUUUUAUGGCUUUACUGUUUUUGCUGCGGUUUUCAUUUCGAAAGCCUAAAGUGACCCUGUUGUGGCAUUAUCGCAUUUGUGACAGUGGAACUGGCAAAGAUUUCGAAAAAUGUUUACAUAAAAGUGAUCGCGGCAAGCAGAAGAGGAGUAGCAUACGUAAUUUUUCAAGCGAAAACGCGAUGUAUAGCGAUAAAGUGACAAAAAUGUGAAAAAGUGAAAACAUCUCCGGAGUAAUACAUUUAAAGACAAACGAGCGAAAAAAAAAGAGUUCGAGCUUAACUAAACUUGAAAAAAAAAAAUAUAUAUAUAAAGGUGAAAUUUUGCGUUGCGCUCUGCUGAUGUGGUUGUGUUAUGAUUUUAAAACUUGUCUGGUUGCAUUUAAUUUAUUGGUGCAGUCCUCAUUCAUUAUCGCUUCAACAGAGCAACGCAUUAGUAAAGUGUAGUUAAAUGGAGAACGUACAAUGGAGUGAUAUCGCGCUGUUGAAACACUAAAUAUUCGCAAACAAUUUUUUCAAAACUACGAAGUAACGACUUUAAAAAGUUGGAAAUAAUUUCUUUGAACUACAGCUCAAAGUGGAGCGAAAGUGAACAGUUUCGACGCGCGUGCGUGUAUGUGAGUGUGACAAUGUCUUUGUGCGCCUAUCCGCAAGUACGCAUUUACGAGGAUUUCGACAAAAUGAGCGCCAAAGAAGUCUACUACAACGAGGCCGGCAACAAGGUCACCGUCAAGUUGCUGCACUUCCCCGACGUGCCACCCGAGGAGGUGGACAACAUUAAAUUCGAAGACGACGGCGCCGAAGCAGACGAGGGCGGCGAAGAGGCAGUCGAGCUGGAUCAUAGUAAUUGCAAAGAGUGCUGUGUUCACAAAGCUGAUCUAUCUUUGGUAAAUGGUCUGGCGCCACACAGAAAUAUCAUUCAAGAAACCGGCAUUGAAGCUGCAGAGGAGGAGGAGGAGGACGAGGACGAUGAUGUCGAAAGAGAAUACGAGGGGCUAACCACGCCAUAUGACGAAAGCGUCGAACGCGAGGCUGAUGAGCAGUCGCGUCCACAUUCACCGGCAAUACCGAUUUCCUCGCGCAGCCAUCAUCAUCAUCAUCAUCACCACCAGCAUCAUCAGCAGCCGCUCUCGCACUCCAUGCCCUCCAAAAAGAUCUUCCGCAAGAAGUCCAACGUCAAUCUGUCGAACUCGCGCAAAUGCAGUCUCGCCUUUGCCCAAGCGCAUGGUCUGUCCGUCGGCGCGCCGCCCACUAUAAUGAUACCACCGCGUUCGCCAGUCACCGAUGAGGCCGGCGUUUGUGCGCAGCGUCGUCAGUGGCAGUUGCAGCGUCGGUCGCCGUCACCGCAGCAAAACUUAUGUCCCGGCUAUACGCAAUAUUCCAAGUCGUUUCUCGAGGUACCACUGCCGCGUGACUACGGCUACGCGUCCAGCGAUGACUUGAGCUCCGAAUGGGACUCCGAUGUGCCGACAGUGUCAGGAGGUCGCGGCCAGAUGCAAUUGAAAAAGCCCUCUGGUUGGCGCAAGCUACGCAACAUCGUGCAAUGGACGCCCUUUUUUCAAACCUACAAGAAACAGCGCUAUCCCUGGGUCCAACUGGCCGGUCAUCAAGGAAACUUCAAGGCCGGUCCCGAGCAGGGCACCGUCCUGAAGAAGCUCUGUCCGAAGGAGGAGGAUUGCUUUCGCGUGCUCAUGCAGGAUGUACUGCGCCCCUAUGUGCCGGAGUAUAAAGGGCAGGUGACCAGCGAGGAUGGUGAAUGUAAGUGCAUAUACUUGCAGUUGCAAGACUUGCUGAGUGAUUUCUGUCAACCCUGCGUGAUGGACUGCAAGAUUGGCGUGCGCACCUAUCUGGAGGAGGAGCUGUCCAAGGCCAAGGAGAAACCGAAGUUGCGCAAGGACAUGUAUGAGAAAAUGAUACAGAUCGAUCCGGAUGCACCCAGCGAGGAGGAGCACAAGGCCAAGGGUGUGACCAAGCCGCGCUACAUGGUUUGGCGUGAGACCAUCUCCAGCACUGCAACACUCGGUUUUCGCAUUGAGGGCAUUAAGAAGAGCGAUGGCACCAGCACGAAGGAUUUUAAGACCACCAAGUCCCGCCAACAAAUCAAGCAGGCCUUCCGCGAGUACAUCGAUGGUUUUCAGCAUGCUAUGCCCCGUUACAUACAGCGCUUGCAGGCUAUUCGUGCAACACUUGAAUGCUCCGACUUCUUUCGCACACACGAAGUUAUCGGCAGUUCGCUAUUGUUCGUGCACGACCGCAAGCAGGCCAGCGUAUGGCUGAUCGACUUUGCCAAGACCGUCGGCCUGCCAGAGAACCAUCAGAUCGACCACAGCAGCACCUGGACGGUGGGCAAUCACGAGGAUGGCUACUUGAUCGGCAUCAACAAUUUGCUGGAGAUUUUUUGUGAGCUCGAAGCCGAAAUGGCCGCCGGAACUUCGCUGACACCAUCGUCGGCCUCGUCGUCGGCUUCAUUGUCGCCAAAGCGCCAACCGAUCGAGUCGAAUACCGAGGAGACUGCGUCUGUCAGUGGCGCAGCACGCGAGGGAGAAGUCGUCUUGGAGGCGAUUAAGCCAAUGAAGAUCGCCACUGUCGCAGAGCGUCAGCAGACAGAGAGCUCCAGCAAAACAGCCGCAACCGAGCAAACAAGGAGCGGCCAUGGCGAGGAAGAGCAUUCGGCAGAGGAGGCCGAGCGCGAGCCAUCCGAAAUGGCCUAGAGUGAUCUUCAAAGAAGAUUUGAUUGCACUUAAUUAACGCUCGUUCGUAGCAAACUAUUGGGAUUUGCUAGAAAUUUAAGAAAUUUUUGAGCUAAUAUUCAUAAAGUAGUUUAAGCUGGAAAUGCAAUUACUCGUAAGCACGCAAGACUGAACACAUAGUAAUUUAUUGAGUUACAUACAUACGCACAUGUAUUUUUAAUAAGCCUACGUACAUAUUUACUAGCUAAUAUAUAUAAGGGAGGAAAGAGAGAGAGAGAGACAGAGAGAAAGAGAGCAAAAAAUGGAAAUGAUUUGCUUGAAGAUCAUGAGAGAAGAGGAUCGUUUGGGACGUGUCUUCGUACCAUCAAUCUUCAACGCAGAAAACUCUUUGUCCGGACGCCCAUCGUAAAACGAUAAAAGCGAUUAUAAAUAUAGCAUUAUAAAAUUUUGAUUAGUUUAAAAAGAUACGAAAUUUGUUGCUAAGGUUACGCCAUGGAAUUAGCCUAGAAUGUACAUAGGGGCAAGUUUUGGUCGCGCGCAAAGCAUUCGACCACUCAAAACGAUUUUUAUUUUUAGUUUUGUUAACUACCAUACAUGCAUUAUUAUU